AUGGAUGCUUCAUCGGAAAAUGCUAUAAAUGAUACUAGUUUGAUGGAUGGACCAGAAGACAAAAAAUCCGUCCAACGGUCUGCCUCUCCUGUCAUUCACGACAAGCUUUCAGAAGGAUCGGUAGAACAUUUGGAUGAAUGGAAUGUCGCGACGGCUUUGAUGUCCAUCGAUGCAAAUCAUCCAGCACAUCCCCAUCAUUGGCCUGCAUGGAAAAAAUGGUUUGUGGCAAUCACUUACACCUUGCUAGAAACAUAUAUCAUUUGGUCCAGUACUGCUGUGAUUAACUUUGUGACCUAUUUUCAAGAAGAAUGGCAUUGUAGUGCACAGGCUUCCAAUCUAGUUCAAAGUCUCUUUAUUCUAGGAAAUGCAUUUGGACCAAUGAUCUUGGGUCCUAUGUCGGAUAUCCUUGGUCGGAAAUGGGUAUAUGUGAUCUCUGUUACAUUUUACAUAAUUUUCCAAAUUCCUCAAGCUUUGGCUUAUAAUCUCCCCAUGAUGGUUAUCAACAGCGCAAUUGCUGGAAUCUGUGGAAGCGCUGCUGUGGCAAAUGUUGCUAGUAGCAUGUGCGAUGUAUUCACAAAAGAAACUGUUGGUCUAGGUAUGGCAUUGUUUGUCUGGGGUGCGAAUGCCGGUGCAUCCAUUGGAUCACCAAUUGGUGAAGCACUGGCUGAAAAGAACUGGAGAUGGUUUUAUUGGAUGAACAUGAUUGUCGGUGGUUUCCUAAUUAUCCUUUGCAUCCUCGUACCUGAAACAUUACCUGCGAGUAAUGUUAUGAAUUAUGCAAAGAAAACUGAACAGACCAACGUACAAAUUUCUACUCUUGCAAAAGCAAAAUCAGCUGUGACACGUGCCAAGUUUGCAUUUACCAUGGCUGCUCGAAUUUUCGUCACCGAACCAAUUAUUAUGGCUUUGGGUUUGUAUAAUGGAUUUGCUUACGGUAUUAAUUUUUUGUAUCUUGAUGGUCUGUUUCCUGUCUUCAAAAAUAACUACGACAUGUCUUAUAUGCAUGCAAACGAAACAUUCCUCAACUUUUUGGUGGGUGUAACAAUAGUCGUUAUGAUGCAACCUAUCCAAGAUUGGCUUUAUCGACGUGAUAAAAAGAAGAAUGGCGGCAUUGAUCGUCCCGAAGCUCGAUUCUUGAUUUCCCUAGUUACUGUUUGGUUCUUCCCUCUUGGACUUUUUUGGUUUGCAUUUACUUCUAGCGGAAACAUAUCUUGGGUUUCCCCUUUAAUUGCUGGUGGUUUUAUUGCUGUUGGUGAUCCUCAGCUUUGGUUAGCUAUGCUGAACUAUGUAACUGAUUCAUACCCUUCGGUGGCCGGCUCUGCCGUCGCUGCUUUUACUCUCCCUAGUUUUACCCUAGCAGCUGUCCUUGUUCACCUCGGUGCUAUUAUGUUUAACAACAUGACGACAACUUGGGCAAUGGCUACUUUGGGUUUUAUUAGCCUUUCACUUGUUUUGUUAAUCUACGUUGUUUACUUUUUUGGUCAUAUCCUCCGCAGACAUAGUCGACUCGCUAUUACACAAGAGGCUUUGGCUGAGCGAAAUGAAAAGAACGUUGAAGUUUAA
Messenger RNA from Schizosaccharomyces osmophilus, 1563 nucleotides. RefSeq names its product plasma membrane pyridoxal family transmembrane transporter. The record is from RefSeq and is a predicted model, not a curated record. Gene Ontology annotation, molecular function: transmembrane transporter activity. Gene Ontology annotation, cellular component: membrane. The transcript has a single exon. Lineage: Eukaryota; Fungi; Ascomycota; Schizosaccharomycetes; Schizosaccharomycetales; Schizosaccharomycetaceae. Bases 1 to 1563 code for a protein of 520 amino acids. Gene Ontology annotation, biological process: transmembrane transport.